AUGGCCCGUGAAGUACUUUCUACUGGGACACGAUUACUAUGGGAGCUUCAUGAGGAAGAAAUCACUACUGAACCCCAGGAAAAGGUGGCCUACACAGCAAACAAGGGCGGCUUUACCGACGAAGUAGCAGACAUCCUGAAAGAGCUGUUCUAUCAGGGCGGUCGGAGCACUAUAGUCGAACAUAGUUACCGAGGUUGUGACAUGAGUAACAUUCAGGACACUGAGCAAGAACCAGAGGAGACCAGGAACGCGGAUGAGACCAGUGAGCAGUUAUUAUUCAGGAUUCCUCGGAAACCAUACAAAUUCACGCCUGGACAGCUGUGGGAAAUGCAGGCAGUGUUCGAAGAAACUCAGUACCCAGAUGCCUUCAGACGGAAAGAGCUGGCAGAGCUCAUGAAUGUGGAUGAACAGAAAGUAAAGGGAUUGUUCAACAACAAGAGAGCUAAACUUAAACAUCUCAGAGGGAAAUACUAAAGGGAAAGAGAUAAUCAC
Messenger RNA from Rattus rattus (black rat), 492 nucleotides. Its product is annotated as homeobox protein orthopedia B-like. Gene Ontology annotation, biological process: regulation of transcription by RNA polymerase II. NCBI's taxonomy places the organism in Eukaryota, Metazoa, Chordata, Mammalia, Rodentia, Muridae. Gene Ontology annotation, molecular function: RNA polymerase II transcription regulatory region sequence-specific DNA binding; DNA-binding transcription factor activity, RNA polymerase II-specific. The transcript has 3 exons. The record is from RefSeq and is a predicted model, not a curated record. Bases 1 to 474 code for a protein of 157 amino acids.